Diaporthe amygdali is the source of this 1032-nucleotide messenger RNA. RefSeq lists its product as uncharacterized. The transcript has 2 exons. Gene Ontology annotation, molecular function: structural constituent of ribosome; single-stranded DNA binding; DNA strand exchange activity. Bases 1 to 1032 code for a protein of 343 amino acids. Gene Ontology annotation, cellular component: nucleus; mitochondrial large ribosomal subunit. Gene Ontology annotation, biological process: positive regulation of mitochondrial DNA replication; DNA recombination. The record is from RefSeq and is a predicted model, not a curated record. NCBI's taxonomy places the organism in Eukaryota, Fungi, Ascomycota, Sordariomycetes, Diaporthales, Diaporthaceae.
AUGAAGUCCUCGCCGGCAUCUGUGGUCGGCAUACUCGACCGACUAUCCACCGGCGUCUCCAGGGUCAGCAUACGGCAUGGCCACACGACUCCAAGGCGCAAGCAGCCGCGCCCUGAGCUGACCGGCUUCAAGCCAGGCCUCGGCGAGCGCAUCUGGGUGCACCACCACAUCGCCCAGGGCAUGAUCAUUUACACACAUGAGCCCCAACUACCACGCACUUCCCACAAGGGCCUCUCCCAGAUUCCUUACACGGUCAAGAAGCAGAAGCCAGCACAGCUGAGGAUGGACUACUGGGCCCCGUUGUGUAUGAUCGAGGUGCCCAAGGGCCUCGGCGUCGUCGGCCGCAACGUUAUGCAGAAGCUGCGCGAGUUCCGGCACCGGCACGAACUCGAGUGGGGGUGGCAGGCCGAGGAGCUGGCGGCCAAGAGCAGGAGGGAGCGUGGCGAGAUGAUCCACAACCAAAGGUCAAACGCCAUCGCCGACAUAGCUGCUGUGCUGGCCGGCGCGGGCAGGGGCAACAAGAUGUGGAGGCCCAAGCCACUGGCGGAGGACGCCGAGGCUGCGGCUGAGGCUUCUGAGGAGGCGGAGGUCAAGUCCCAACCUGAGGGCGCAGCAGCGCCGGAGAAUAUCGACGAGACAGCGGCCGCAGCAGAUGGAACGCAUGGAUCACCGGCAAAGUCAAAACCCAGGAGAAAGGCAAAGGCGGCAGCGGCUCCGGCUGAGAAAACGCUCGUCGAGGCUAAAAUCUACUGGUCCAACGAUGCGGACCGCUACUGGGCUAGCGAAUGGUCCGAGAACGUGACACAUUCUACUGGCCUGCCCAAGCACAUUACGAACCCACGGUUCAAGACGAAGUACUUAUUGGAAGAGCCCGUGGAGGAGCCUGGUGUUGCAGAGUCUCGCCACGUCCAAGGGUCUGCCGUGGAGCCAGCAACGGGGGCCGGGCAAGAGGAGAAGCCCCAGGGCAAGAAGGGUUGGUUCGGAUGGCUGGGAGGAAAGAGUGGAAACUCUUCGCAGGAGACCAGAGUGUAG